AUGGCAUCUCGAUUGGCAAGGAGCGCUGUCGGUGCUGCCCGAGUCCGACCAGCUAUCCCAAUCCGCACCCUCCCUUCGCUCUCCACCACUCUGACCUCAAGGCGAUAUGCAUCUAACGUCCCUACACAAGAACCAUCGAAGAAGGCACAGUCAAUCAUUGAUGCUCUGCCCGGCUCUUCUUUGAUCUCCAAAACAGCCAUCUUGUCCGUUGGGGCUUCGCUCUCAGCCUUCGCCAUAAGCAAUGAGUUCUAUGUUGUCAACGAAGAGUCAGUUGUUAUGCUUGCGACAUUGAGCGUUUUCUGGGCUGUGUUUCACUAUGGCGGACCGAUGUACAAGGACUGGGCUGAAGGGCAAGUGAAUAAGAUCAAGAACAUCUUGAAUGCUGCCAGGGAAGACCAUACGAGCGCAGUGAAGGCAAGGAUCAACAACGUAAAAGAGUUGGGAAGCGUGAUUGAUGUUACAAAACAGCUGUUCGAGGUCUCGAAGGAGACGGCCAAGCUCGAAGCUCAAGCUUUCGAGCUGGAGCAGAAGACCGCAUUGGCUGCUGAAGCGAAGUCGGUGCUAGAUUCGUGGGUCAGAUAUGAAGGUCAGGUCAAGCAACGGCAGCAGAAGGAGCUCGCGGAGAGCAUUAUUAGCAAGAUCACAAAGGAGCUGGAGAAUCCUAAGACUUUACAACAGAUCCUUUCGCAAAGUGUAGCGGACGUUGAGAGCUGGGGUCAGAAUUCAGAAUUGAGGAAUUUGAAACCAACGAUGGAGUCUCCAAGUACUCGCGAAACCCUUGCAAAGCUCGAGAACCCGUCAACCUCUCAAUCAGAGAAACCGUCCGGCUACAAUGAUCUCCUACGCCAGAUCACCUCCAGCUCAGAUCCCUCCCAAGUGCCACCGAACCUUAUAGCGUUCAUCGACUCGAUACUAAAGGAUUCUUUGGGCAUCAUAGCGGCGAGACCGUUACUAGCAUCAGCCGUUGAGGCCAUCGGCUCAAUCAAGAGUACAGAGUCCAAGAUUGAGGUCGGGACCCACGCUUUACAGAUUUUGGAGUCAAGGGUUGUUUCAUUUGAGGAGCAAGAUGCUAUGAUACGGGAGAUCACGGCAGAUGCCUAUCAAGAGCAGGAAGACUUUAUUGACGCCGCGAAGAUGCUACAAGGCAUACAACUAGAAUCAUCACAACGUAAGAUCUCAGACGAUGCAAAAGUCAAGACCUGGAUGCGGAUCUGCCGACUUUACAUCGAAGAGGAUGACACUACGAGCGCUGAAAGCUACCUGAACCGGGCAAAGAAUCUACUCUACAAAGUGGAGGACCCAGAACUCAACCUCAUGUUUCAUCUCUCUCAGGCUCGAAUACUUGAUGCUCGGCGAAAGUUUCUCGACGCCAGCUCAGCAUACCAUAGCGUCAGCUUCAACGUGACACUCGCCGAAGAAGAACGCAUGCAUGCUCUUUCUGCAGCUAUCAAAUGCGCUGUGUUAGCACCCGCAGGCCCACAACGAUCACGUACUCUCGCAAAGCUAUACAAAGACGAGAGAGCACCUCAUGUCGCAGAAUUUGGCAUUCUAGAGAAGAUGUUCUUGGAUCGUCUACUCUCGGUAGAGGAAGUCGACAAAUUCGCAGACAGCCUUGCCCCUCAUCAGCUUGCAAGGACGAGUGAUGGGUCUACGGUCCUUCGAAAGGCUGUUAUAGAACACAAUCUUCUGAGCACUUCCAGACUGUACAACAACAUCGGGGUCAACGAACUUGGCUUACUGCUAGAUCUUGAUGUUGAGCGAAGUGAAGAAUAUGCGGCUGGCAUGAUGGAACAGGGACGCUUGACAGGCAGGAUAGAUCAGAUUGACGGGAUGAUCUUCUUCGACGGUGGUGAAGGUAGUGAGGAGAGGACAAAUGGAGGGCAGGCUGGUAACGUGGUUGGUCGUGACCUUAGGAAAUGGGAUGCCAAGGUGCAAGGUGUUGCAGAAGAGGUUGAGCGCGUUGCUUCUACGUUGCAAGCUCUGUAUCCGGAUUUCUCGACUGCCAAUUUGGUCCAUUAG
This is a messenger RNA of Letharia lupina, 2019 nucleotides long. RefSeq lists its product as uncharacterized. The transcript has 5 exons. Gene Ontology annotation, molecular function: proton transmembrane transporter activity. Lineage: Eukaryota; Fungi; Ascomycota; Lecanoromycetes; Lecanorales; Parmeliaceae. Bases 1 to 2019 code for a protein of 672 amino acids. Gene Ontology annotation, cellular component: cytosol; COP9 signalosome. The record is from RefSeq and is a predicted model, not a curated record. Gene Ontology annotation, biological process: proton motive force-driven ATP synthesis.